CCCGCCCGCUCUGUCUCCGUCCCAGGAUGCGGCUUUGACCUCGGCGCCUCUCACUGGCGACUCCUCUGAGGACGAUAUACCUGCCGCGGCAAGCGACGUCGCCAAUACGUCUAUGGGCCAUGCAGACCUCUACGCUCAUCAGUUCACCAACGAACUCUCCCAGCCGUCGAUUCCACCUGCUAAUUCUGCCUCCCUCGAGUCGAAAUCGUCAGAUCUCAAUGCGCGAACUGGUCUGGACAGUCCUCGCGAGUUAACUCUACCUCCCGGAGGCCUUGGCUCGGAUCCCCCGCUUGCGUCUAUGCGUGUUGGAAUUCCGCAUGACCUUACGACCACUGGUGAUGAAGUGUCAAUGUCUGGGUGCCCCUCUUCGCCUGGCCUGCUGUUAUCUCAGAUUUCCAGUCUGUCGCUGGACGCCAAUGAAUUUGGAGGAGCCGGAGAUCACAACGAAGACGCCAACAAGCUCGACUCUGGGUCAAUGUGUGCAAGAGACUCUGCUUCGCUACCUGAAGUCGAAGAUGCUGUCCACUCGUCUGCUAUAGACUGCGUUACUGCUUGUCAUGGAUUCUCCCUUCCCUGCGAAUCUUUACCGGCCGAGGACAGCACUUUGAGCGUGAUAGCAUCUUCGCCACCUUCUUCGAGCCCACCUUGUCCGUCCUCAUCCCAGCCACAGUCACUCUAUGACACUCCGCCCUCUUCCAGCCCUCCAGUAGAGGCGCCCUGGGAUGUCGAUUGCGGCCUGACAAGCUCGUCGACGACUCAAGUGGACGUAUCUGCUAGUCUAGGUACCACGUCCAAGCGAGCGCUCGAAAUCGACGAAAGUGACGACGAACACAGGCCCCGGAAGAGAACGAGGUCGGACUCGGUGUCCGACCGCAGCCCUCCACAGCCGAUUCGUCCCACUCCCGCAUCGCAAGCGAAGCAAUACAAAAAGCUAGCCGCUCCCUUUCGCUCCCCGGUCAUCAAGGGGCCUCUGGUUCAGGGCGGACUACACGCGGUGUACGCCUCUGGCCGUGCUGCGUCCAUGGUUGUCCGUAAGCUGCCUGAGGACGAGAACAUCGCGAAGCCCGAUGUCUCCGUGGAACCCGCGAGUCUCGUGGCGAACAAAGACCGUACGGCGAAGGCCGCGAAACAAUUCAAGUCUCCGGUGCAGCCCACCAGCCCCAACACCGUUACCUCUUCCAAGUUCACUCCCGCCUCGGGUACGUUCUCGCGCAUCGGGGCGGCACCUACUAUACAAGCCCUUCAGGGCCAAGUACAGACGCUCAAGCAGGCCAUCAAGAUCAAGAACUCGGGUGACAGGGACGAAGAUCAGGUUCUCGAGCAGCUCGUCGAGAAGUGGACGGAGGUCGGGAGAGAGGUUGCAUGGGCAGUCUGGGGCUAUGUCAAGGACCUCGAUCCCGGUCCUGGCGAGCAGCAGAAGAGCGGGUGGUUUGCUGACGAAGACGAGGUCAAAGCUGGGCGGAAGAGAGGAUUCGACUCGAAUUGGGGAUAUGGUGAGGAACCUGCUCGGAAAAAGGGCAAGACAGAGAGCGAUGCGGAGGCUGAAAGUACUGAAGAUGUGGAGCCGCCGGUUGUGCAGCAUACCGUAGGUGUCAUGUUGCGGCGUCUGGGGAUUGACCCGGACACACUGGGGUGGAACGAGGACGAGGGGGACUUCGUUGACGUGUGACUCCCUGCCUUUCGUACUUGUUGCUUGCCCCGUCGCUCUAUACUCAGUCGCAAAAUCAUUUCUGAUACUCGAGACUGCUAGUCGUACAUUCUUGUCCAUUCAUCCCCGUUCUGCAUGGUAUUUUUACUGCUACC
Dichomitus squalens LYAD-421 SS1 is the source of this 1803-nucleotide messenger RNA. RefSeq lists its product as uncharacterized. NCBI's taxonomy places the organism in Eukaryota, Fungi, Basidiomycota, Agaricomycetes, Polyporales, Polyporaceae. The record is from RefSeq and is a predicted model, not a curated record. Bases 113 to 1669 code for a protein of 518 amino acids. The transcript is spliced from 2 exons.